AUGGCACCAUCACCUAUACUAUGUGUCCUGGAGGCUGAAUCAAAUCUACGAUAUAAAAGACAGGCAGAAGCAACAUGUCCUCCCAUAGAAAACCCAAUCAACGGAAAUGUAGUCGUGGAUUGCUAUGACCCUAAUUGCAAAGCAGUUGUUAAAUGUAAUGAAUGUUAUAUAGCAAACGGUUCUUCAAAACUGAAAUGCAGAUCAAAUGGAUCCUGGAAUAAACAAAUAAUUGCAACAUGUGAACCUAAAGGUGAUGCUUGUACGCAAGAUUCUGAUUGUAAAAGUGGUACCUGCUCAAAUUGCAAAUGUUCGAACAAGAUAUCAAAACCAGCUAAAACGAAAAAAGUGUCAACAGAAGAUGCAGGGUGUGAGCUUGACAGUGACUGCUCAAAAUCCCAAGGAAAUACAUGUGAACAAAAUAAAUGUGUUUGGAAAUGUGGGCCAUUGACUGCUCCAAAAAAUGGUCUAAUAAGUACUCCUGGAACUGGAUAUGUAGGAUCCUAUUUUAUAUUUGAUUGUCUGCCUGGGUAUAAAUUAGUUGGGUCAAAAGGUCGUACUUGUCAAGUUGGUGGCAAAUAUGAUGGGGGUAAAUCUAAAUGUGUAAGAGAUAAUACAAUUGAUGUUGCAGAAGUGGUUUCCAAAUGCGAGGCCUUGCCUGUUCCAAAGAAUGGGAUGAUCAUCCAAGAAGGAACAGGACUGGAAGGGUCAAGCACAGCAUUUGGCUGCGAAAAUGGGUUCAAUUUAAUCGGCUCGGCUACACGUACCUGUCGGUCUGGUAAAUAUGAUGGGGAGAAAACCAGAUGUGAAGCUGUCCAGGCUUCAGAAUCGACAACCCCAUGUCAACCAAACCCAUGUAAAAACUCUGGGAGAUGUUUACGGUCAGGAAGUGGCUUUAGAUGCAUCUGCAAACCCACUCAUACUGGACGUAUAUGUGAAGUAAAAAACCCAUGCUUACCAAACCCAUGUCAGAACGCUGGUAGAUGUGCAAAACUGGGAACUAACUUUAAAUGCAUUUGCAAAGCUGGAUCGACAGGAACUAUAUGUGAGACAAAAUUAAAACCCUGCCUACCAAACCCAUGUCAGAACUUUGGUAGAUGUUCAACCGUGGGAACUAAAUUUAAAUGCACGUGUAGAAAUGCAUGGACAGGAACUACAUGUAACACAAAGGCUAUUACUACCAACAAAUGUUCUCCCAAUCCAUGUAACAAUCGUGGUACAUGCACAGCAAUACGAACGGGUUUUACAUGUGAAUGUGCUUCGGGCUGGAGUGGUCGAACAUGUGAACAGAAAGUUAUUACUACUAACAAAUGCUCAUCCAAUCCAUGUAAAAAUCGUGGAACAUGUACAGCCACACGAAUAGGUUUUACAUGCAAAUGCGCUACAGGCUGGAAAGGUCCAACAUGUGUCCAGAGAGCAGCUAUUACCACCAACAAAUGUUCUCCCAAUCCAUGUAAAAAUCGUGGAAUAUGUACAGCCACACGAACAGGUUUUACAUGCAAAUGCGCUUUGGCCUGGACUGGUUCAACAUGUACACAGAACAAAUGUUCACCCAAUCCAUGUAAAAAUCGAGGAACAUGCACAGCCACCCAAACAGGUUUUGCAUGCAAAUGCGCUACAGGCUGGAAAGGUCCAACAUGUGUCCAGAGAGCAGCUAUUACUACCAACAAAUGUUCUCCCAAUCCAUGUAAAAAUCGUGGAAUAUGCACAGCCACACGAACAGGUUUUACAUGCAAAUGCGCUACAGGCUGGAAAGGUCCAACAUGUGUCCAGAGAGCAGCUAUUACCACCAACAAAUGUUCUCCCAAUCCAUGUAAAAAUCGUGGAAUAUGCGCAGCCACACGAACAGGUUUUACAUGCAAAUGCGCUACAGGCUGGAAAGGUCCAACAUGUGUCCAGAGAGCAGCUAUUACCGCCAACAAAUGUUCUCCCAAUCCAUGUAAAAAUCGUGGUACAUGCACAGCCACACGAACAGGUUUUACAUGCAAAUGCGCUCCAGCCUGGAAAGGCCCAACAUGUGUCCAGAGAGCAGCUAUUACUACCAACAAAUGUUCACCCAAUCCAUGUAAAAAUCGAGGAACAUGCACAGCCACAAGGACAGGUUUCACAUGCAAAUGUGCUUUGGGCUGGAGUGGUUCAACAUGUACACAGAAUAAAUGUUCACCCAAUCCAUGUAAAAAUCGAGGAACAUGCAUAGCCACCCAAACAGGUUUUACAUGCAAAUGUGCUUCGGGCUGGAGUGGUCGAACAUGUGAACAGAGAGCAGCUAUUACCACCAACAAAUGUGUACCGAAUCCAUGCAAAUAUGGUGGAAAAUGCACAGCCACACAAACAGGUUUUACAUGCAAAUGCGCUCAAGGCUUGAGUGGUCGAACAUGUGAACAGAAGGCAGUGGUCAAAACACGGAUUUCGGAAGGAUGUGCUGUUAACAAAUGUCUCAAUGGAGGUACAUGUCGUGUUAGCAACGAUGUGUCCAUAUGUGACUGCCCUCAAGAAUACAGUGGUGAUAUUUGCCAGGAAAGACAGGAGGAUGUAGAAAGUUGUCGAACUAAUACGUGUAAGUACAGAGGAAGAUGUUCUAUGGCAACCGGUAAAGUCACUUGCACAUGUCCUGCUGGGACUUCCGGGGAAAGAUGUGAAAUAAACCCGGAUGAUUGUAAAUCUAGACCGUGUCAGAAUGGGGCAAGUUGUAUCGAUGGCCUCAAUAAAUACGUAUGUAGAUGUGUUCGGGGAUACAUAGGCCCCAACUGUGAAGAAGAUAAAAAUGAAUGUGAACGGAAUCCAUGUAAAUAUGGAUCUGAGUGUAUUGAUUCUAUUGGCAGGGCACUCUGUAAAUGCCCUACUGGUUUGACUGGAGACUUUUGUCAAUUUGACAAUCUGAAUGAAUGUAAUCAGAAUCCAUGUAAAAAUGGUGGACGGUGUGCUGAUGGACCUGGGAAACCAAUCUGUACAUGCACUGCCCAAUUUGUUGGUGAUCUAUGUGAACAGCCCAGAGAUGAUUGCCAUCCAAAUCCUUGUAAGUUUGAUGGAACAUGCACUAACACUGGAUCUGCCAAGGAUGGUGGAUUUACUUGUCGUUGUAAGACUGGUUACACUGGAUCAACUUGUGCAACAAAUAUCAAUGACUGUCUACCGAAUCCCUGCAAAAAUCGAGGUCGGUGUAAAGAUGGUGUCAACAGCUUUUCCUGUGUAUGUCCUUCUGGUUGGGAGGGCUCGCUAUGUGAAAAAGAUGUGAAUGAAUGUCUUCUUAGAAGGUGUCUGAAUGGUGCAAAAUGUGAAAAUACAGAUGGGUCGUUUAGCUGCACUUGUGUACCAGGAUUUGGAGGGACAACCUGCUCUGCGAGUGUCUCUGGUACUCACUGUGAACGAGAUGUUCUAAAUGAAUGCUCACCCAACCCAUGUCUAAAUCGUGGUCAGUGCGAAGAUUUACCAGGAAACUUUAAGUGUACAUGUACAUCACAAUGGGGAGGACUAACAUGUGAGAUAUCUAUAGACACACUCGACCUUUGUACCCAGGAUACCUUUGGAAAGAGAAAACCCAAUCCGUGUAGAAAUAAGGGCACGUGUGUGAGCAAACCGGGGAGCUACUCCUGUCAAUGUCCUAAAGGGUUCACUGGAAAACAUUGUGAAACUAAUAUUAAUGACUGUCUACCAAAUAAAUGCCAGAGAGGUGCCAGGUGUAGGGACUUGGUUGCUGACUAUAGCUGCAGCUGCCCACGUGGGUACUCUGGCAAAAAUUGUGAAACAGAGACUGAUGAGUGUGCUUCAGGCCCUUGUCUCAAUAAUGCCACCUGUAUAGAUCUCGUAGGAAAAUACACCUGUAAUUGCACUCAAGGGUUUUUAGGAUCAACAUGCAAUAUUGAUAUUGAUGAGUGUGAAAGUGACCCAUGCCUCAAUGGUGCAACUUGUGAGAAUUUGCCGGAUAGAUUUUACUGCGCAUGUAGAGAAGGAUUCAGUGGACCACAGUGUGAAAAUGAUCUUGAGGAUGACUGUUUCCCGUAUCCAUGCAGGAAUAAUGGAACGUGUAUAGAUAUGGAGAAGGACUAUAGAUGCGCCUGUCAGCCAGGUUAUGCAGGGAAGGACUGUGAACAAGAUAUUGAUGAGUGUGCUGAGAAGCCAUGUAGGAAUGGUGGAACCUGUCAUAAUAUGAUAGCAAGCUUUUCAUGUGACUGUAUGCCUGGGUUCACUGGGGAUACCUGUGAUGAAGAUAUUGACUAUUGCGCUAGUGAUCCAUGCUUCCAUGGUGGAAGCUGUCGUGACCUACUACUCAUUUAUGAGUGUGACUGCCCUAAAGGUUUUGUUGGGUAUGACUGUGAAAGAGAUAUCGAUGAAUGCUUAUCCAGACCUUGCAGAAACUUUGCUACUUGUGUGGAUGGGGCUGACAGCUUUGAAUGUCACUGUCCAGUAGGAUUUACAGGGAUGUACUGUGAAACAGAUAUUGAUGAAUGUGGUCCAAAACCUUGCGAGAAUGGCGGCACAUGUAUUGAUGCAGUAAAUGGAGUAAACUGCGUGUGUGAGAAAGGAUGGACUGGUGAGCAUUGUGAAACAGAUAUUGAUGAGUGUAAGCCAACCAACCCUUGUUGGAACGAUGGUAAAUGUGUCAAUACUAAGCCAGGCUUCAAAUGCUCUUGUCCUAGUGGUAUUAAAGGAGAUCUCUGCCAGGAAGUGUGUGUUCCACCCAGGACUCCAUCUGGAGUUAUUGAGGAGGUAGUAUCCAAUGGAUACUUGAAUUCUGUAGUACGCUAUAAUUGCAAGGAGGGGGAGACCCUUGAAGGCUCAAGAUCUAGGUGGUGCAAAUUAGGUGGCGAUUACUCAGGCGUUCCUCCUAAAUGUAGCAAACAAUCAGAUUACCAAUCUAAGAAGUGUCCGACCCUGAAGAACCCCAGCAAUGGAAUAGUGACUGGCUUUGGAGGCUAUAUUGGUAUGAACAUGAAAUAUAGGUGUAACCCUGGAUAUGUCCUCAAAGGAGACGCAGUAAGGAUUUGUACAAAAGAAGGAAAAUGGACUGGAGAGGAAGCCAUUUGUGAAAAUUUUAAAAGUAUCCAAUGCUCCGAAUCAAAGGUUUCAAUCGCAGACACAACAGACCCAACUUGUAGAAAAUAUAUUGAGUGUUUUAACAAUAAGAUCACACAUAGGGAGUGUCAGUGGGGAUUGCGGUAUAGUGCUGAGGAUAAGAGAUGUUUACUUGCAAUCAUGGUACCAUGUAUCUCAUGUUCCAAUUCAAAGAUUUUGAUCGCAGACACAACAGACCCAACUUGUAGAAAAUAUAUUGAGUGUUUUAACAACAGGAUCACACACAAGGAGUGUCAGCGGGGAUUGCUGUUUAGUGCUGAGGAACAGAGAUGUUUACCCGCAAUUAUGGUACCAGUACCAUGUUAGUAGGACCUAUAGGAUCGACUGACCAAAUAUAUAGGGCCGACCACCAAUUACACACAUGUCUGGGAUAACACUUCUACUGUAUUUACUUGUACAUCU
This is a messenger RNA of Owenia fusiformis, 5472 nucleotides long. NCBI's taxonomy places the organism in Eukaryota, Metazoa, Annelida, Polychaeta, Sabellida, Oweniidae. The record is from the annotation of a GenBank genome assembly.